Molecule: messenger RNA, 2315 nt
Organism: Cynoglossus semilaevis (tongue sole)
Lineage: Eukaryota; Metazoa; Chordata; Actinopteri; Pleuronectiformes; Cynoglossidae
Product: mitochondrial coenzyme A transporter SLC25A42-like
Exons: 8
Coding region: 429-1418 (329 amino acids)
Biological process (GO): transmembrane transport
Cellular component (GO): mitochondrial inner membrane
Source: RefSeq, a predicted model, not a curated record
GUAGUCCAAAACACUGAUUUGACCGUUCUAGUUUUUUAACAUCUAGUCUAGAAAAUACCAGAAACAGUUCCUUGUGCAGAAGACACGGAAAUACGACCCAGCUUUUCAUCUGAGGUCCUGUUUCUAUAUACGCAACCCGCGACUCUGCAGCUUAUCACUUGUCUUUCGCAAUCGUCUCUGAAAACGUUUGCUACGUGAAAAGACGACGCAGCUGAGGCUGUGGUGAGUUAUAAAAGGAACAGACCAGCCCCCAGCGUGCAAAACAAUGUGUGCAAGACUUUGCAGGGCAGACUGACUUCUUCAACACAGCUACAUUCAAUAACAACGUGGGAUUUUUCAGUCAUAUAAGUGUUUCAUCUGAAUGAGUGAGUAACUCGGCGUCUGACAUUUGUUUUUGAGAUCUGUGAAGGACGCACAUAAACACACGCAUGGCCCACCAUGCGCACGACCGUCAGAGCCGCCUGCCUGUGGCCCAGGCCGCGGUGCUGGCUCUGUCGCCGACCCCCAGCCAAGCACAGGACAUACGGCCCAAGUCUAGCGCUCUGGAGUCCCUGCUGUGUGGUGCGUUUGCUGGAGCUGUAGCUAAAACGGUCAUUGCUCCUCUGGACCGGACCAAGAUCAUCUUCCAAGUGACACCAUUGAGAUUCUCCGCCAAAGAGGCCUUCAGGCAGAUCUACUGUACUUACAUGAAAGAUGGACUGAUCAGCCUGUGGAGGGGGAACUCUGCUACCAUGGUCCGGGUCAUGCCCUAUGCUGCAAUCCAGUUCUUCUCCCACGAACAGUACAAAAAAGUGCUGGGAAGCCACUAUGGCUACCAAGGAAAAGCUCUGCCUCCUCUUCCACGUUUCCUGGCUGGCUCUCUGGCUGGCACAUCUGCAGCAAUGCUGACCUACCCUCUGGAUCUGGUACGAGCCAGGAUGGCUGUUACUGCCAGAGACAUGUACAGCAACAUCAUCCACGUGUUCUCACGCAUUUCAAAGGAAGAAGGUGUGAAGACGCUUUACAGAGGUUUCACUCCUGCUAUUUUAGGUGUCAUCCCAUACGCAGGAAUCACUUUCUUCACAUAUGAGACGCUGAAAAAGUUACACACAGAAAAGACAAAGAGAUCACAUCCGUAUCCUCAUGAGCGUCUGGCUUUUGGUGCGUGCGCGGGUCUGAUUGGACAGUCCGCUUCGUAUCCUCUGGACGUGGUGCGCAGGAGAAUGCAGACGGCUGGCGUGACCGGCUCGUCUUACAGCACAAUCCUGGGCACCAUGAGGGUGAUUGUAACCCAGGAAGGAGUUAUCAAAGGACUGUACAAAGGACUGAGCAUGAACUGGGUUAAAGGCCCUAUUGCCGUUGGGUUUAGUUUCACCACAUUUGAUAUCGCCCAAAGCUUUCUGCUCAAGUUGCAUCACAUGGGCGAUCUCACCCACUAGAGGAGCCGUGCGGAGCAGCAGAGCAGAGAGAAAUGGCAAAGAUGAAACCGCCAAGACGGAGUGGUGAGGUCUGGCACACGGCAAGAGUGAGUGUCUGCACUUGUUAAAAGGGGGCGUCCUGUUUACUUCAGGAACCAGCUGGAAGGAGAGGACUGCUUGAGACGCGGGGAGGACAUUUGUCAGACUCUUAAAAUAUGACCACAGUCAUGGGGUCUUACAAUGCUCCAUUAUAUGGUCACUACUUGCUUUCAUAUAACGGCUCCCGUCAUGGGGGCCUCAUGAUGUAACGCAGCUGGAUAUUCAGUUGUUGGUGAUGAGAAGAUGAGGAGUUGCUGCUGAUUUAUUACAGUCCAUGAUUAUUUAAUGGACCUACACUGUUGUUUUGUUCUAAUCCUUAAUCAACAGAGACUAACUUUCAAUCAGCAGUAUUAUUUUUUUGUCACUUUUUAAAAAAAAUUUUUUUUUUUGAAUUUUUGAUCUGUAUGCUUGUGCCUAUGUGAACAUAGAGAAUGAGUGACUGUGAGGGUGAUCAUGUCAGCAGGACUGCACGGCAUCAUUGUCUGCUGCGCAGCACUGAGCUAAUGAUGAGAGUAAUGUCUAAAGAGUGGAGGGUUAUCAACUAUCAUAAAUAUAUCUGUUGUUUGUAGAUACCAAAUUAAUUUUUAUACAGAGUUUUUAUUGCUGUGCAUUUUUGUCAUGGCUUAAAUGUAUUGUUGGGGCACAGUUAAUCUAAAACGUCUGAACUUACUGAAGCACUUAAUUCAAUAUUACAGUAUUAAAACAAUAAACUCCAUGUCAGUUCAAGAACAUGUUAGAAAUGUCGAAUAUCUCAAACAUGCACGUUUACAUUUCUGUCCUGCAUAACUGAUCAAAUGCAAUAAAAGUGUCCAUCCACAA